Molecule: messenger RNA, 726 nt
Organism: Coffea arabica (coffee)
Lineage: Eukaryota; Viridiplantae; Streptophyta; Magnoliopsida; Gentianales; Rubiaceae
Product: cysteine proteinase inhibitor 5
Molecular function (GO): cysteine-type endopeptidase inhibitor activity
Source: RefSeq, a predicted model, not a curated record
AAACGUCAGAUGAUUUUAGGUGACAAAAAGAUUGCCUAUAAAUACAAGGAGUUUGGUAUGCUAUUUCAAUGUGCUAAACUCAGCUACCAAGUUUUCGUCAGUCACCACCAGUUACAAAUAUCCAUUUUCAUUCUUAUUAAUUAGCUAGCUAGUUGUUUAAGAAAAAAAUGGCUGCAGCCAAAUCUGCUAUCGGUGCUGGAAAGCACGACAUAACGGACCUAGAACCAGUGAAGCCGGCUGACCCUCGUGUGAUCGAGAUCGGACAGUUUGCAGUGACAAAGCACAACGAGGAGGCCGGGACUGAGCUGGUUUUCAUCUGCGUGGUUGGUGGAUUCAUGUGGGGCGUUAUUGGUGGCGCUUACUACGCGCUUAUCAUUGAAACUCAGGAUAGUAGCGGCGCCACAUUCCUCCAAAAAGCAUUGGUUUUUGCGGUCCCAACUGCAGGCAUGAGACUCAUCUGGUACAAGAAUUAAUCAAGCACUACUCUUGAUCAUCAACUGAGGAUCAACGACUUCAAGUACUUUAAUUAUCUAGUGUCUAUAUAUGGUGUGGUUUUCAGUUUAUGCAUGCAUGGAUGAUGUACUGCUAGCAUGCAUGCAUCUCCCCACGAUUGUACUAGUAUGUCAAAUAAGGUGGACUUAAACCAAGAAAAUCAAUGUAAUUGAGACAAAAUAAUGAGAUGCUUAAUAUUUAUAUAUUUUUAGAAACUUGUUUCAUCCUAACCAA